GUUUGGUUUACCCUCUCCGUUCCACUGUGACACACGCUGAGCGCACUCAGCAGCUCUCGGCUCCCCAGUCUCUGGCUUGUCUUUUACCUGUCUGCACGAGAUCUCUCGCCAGGCAAUUCGUUCUCUUUCAUUUCCCCUACUGCGCACGGUCGCACGACAACCGCCUCGCGCCGCGCCGCUUCGUACCUCUCUUUCGCCUCUUCCUCACCACACCGCCUAUCUACCUACCUAUUUUCCACCCUAAUAUCCGCCACCGAUGACCACCAUUCCAGCUCCAUCCCGCCAAAUGGUUCGCGAGGAAUGGUCCGAUGCUGAUUUUGACCUGCGAGACGAUCAGCCUCUGCACACAGGAACCGAUAGAGACCCCGAAGACGAUGAGGAUUGGGAUGCUGAGAUGGAUCUCGGAAAGACUGGGCAACAGGCCCUACCAUCCGGGAUCACAUCUGCUCCCCCCUUGUCGCAGGCGUUUAUCAUUCGACCGUCUCAAAACUCUUCCGAGGGUGACGACGACGAAGAUGAAGGCGUCUCCACCAUCAAAGUCGCCAUCCUGACUAAACCCGCCGUCCCAAUCUCAGUUCCACAGUCUUCACAAUCCUUCGAUGAUGACUUCGAAGACGCAUUUUCCCUCCCUGCCGAUCUGACUCAGUUGUCUUUGGCGCCACUCUCUCUUAGCCACCGGAUCUCAAAAACCUCAUUGGAAUGGGGCGACAAGGACCAAACAUCGUCUUCACAGUCCUCGGAUGCCUACUCCUCUCUUGGUUUCGCUGAUGCAUCCCCCUCCUCAAACUCGACUUCCGUGUCUCUUCCAGUAACGGAAGACGACGACGACGACGACGACGAACUCGAGGGGCUUGUUAUUCCCUCGGGUAUUUUCGAGUCGGGCAAAGGCGCCCGUCAGCUGACCAAGCUUCUGGAGAUGAAGAAGCAUGCUGAGGUCCCUGAUCGCCCAGUCCGGCCAUCGCGAGCGCCGGAGGAAGAUUUCGAGUCUGGGCUAAUCAUCGAUGACGAUCACGAGCUUAGUCCCAGUCGGCUCUUGUCAGCUCAGCAGUCGAAACGUGUUUUGAACACACGAACCAGAAGCCUACCCACCCAACGCCAGCCGUCCUCUCUCCGCCCACCCUCACGCCUAAGGCAUGAUGGUGCGAAAUCGCCUACAUUCACGCGGCCGCCUCCUUCUAGAAACCAAACUAUAUCUCCCACCAGCGCAUCCUCCUUCUUGACAUCGAAAUCCGGUAAUCUCCGGGGUCAAAAAUCACAUUCCGGUUUUUCGAAGCCGGCAUCCCCACCUGCGAAUCCGCGAAAACUGACCCGGCAAGCCUCGCUCUCAUCGCUGAUGGAGGCCAGCAACCAAGCGUCAGGCUCCGGUUCUGCCUCUGCUGGGCCGUCACGCGCAGGCUAUGAGGAGCCCACCGCUGCUUCACGAGCCAAAUCAUACAAAAGCCGAGAAUUCAAAGUGCCGCCAACAAGACCUACCACUCCAUCAAACAAUCCAGCCGCGUUGCGGUUGACCAUGCCAACUGUCCUGCGCUCGAAAUCGCGUCCAACACUGUCCUCUGUGUUCAACGGACCACCCUCAGCAUCUGGCCCCCAAUCCCCCAUGUUCCGAUCUAUGUCCCCAGUCCCGCCACGGCCAUCGUCUGCCCACCUGCCGCCCCGACCGCCUUCCUCACAAUCAGCGACCCGACCCUCAGUUACACGUGUGCUGAAGCGGCCAAAGCGACAGCGCGUUUUUGGUGAUGGGACGGAGCUCGAUGGGUUCGACGAUCUGCCUACAGAUCGAGACCAGGAAAGCCGCUUCCGGGUGCAACCCAAAGGUUAUGGAAACCGGGUCCCAGGGGCAUCCUAUUCCCCUGCAAAACCCGAGAAAGGCACCAUCCGAAGAAAGAGGAGGGAAGGAUCCGACACCAUGCCUGAUAUCAAGCCUCAGGCCCCAUCGCCCAAGAAGAGAAAGCAGCCGGCUUCGCCAUUACCCGCGGCAAAGAAAAAGCCGACGCUGAUUCGAAAUUUGAGUGGUGUAGGAGCCUCGCGAGUUGUUGGCGACAUGAAGUGGAAUCCCCAGAGCAUGCGAUGGGAAGGAAACGAACAUGUCCUCCGUGACUUUGACGCCGCUGUGGGAUCCUCGACAAGGCCAGCUCUCAUCACACAUCUGACGGGCUCGUCCAUUGGAUCGCCAGUGGGUUCCUUUGCCAAUGGCGCCCGGAUUGUGGGUAACAUGAUGUUUGACCCGUCUCGCAUGUGCUGGGUUUCGACACUGCCUCCGGAAGAGGAGGAGCCCGACGUCUUUGCUGAUCUGGCCGAUGAUGAGGACGAUGGCGAUGCCUGGGAAGAGAAAGGCGCCACCAUCCGCGCCAGUGCUGCGCUCGGCACCGAUUCGCUUGCUUCGAGCACAAGCACGACGAUUGCCCCUUCUUCAGCUUCGUCCAGUCCAGCUCGCAGCGAGCAUUCAUUCCCGCGAUCCGGUCCGGCCUCCGAAUCCGAUAGCGAACGAGACCGGGGAUCUCGAGCUUCGAUGGUCGUUUGUGACGUGGAUGAGGCCUUCAUCGAACGAUGUCGAGCAGCCGAGGCUCGGCAUCGGCAAGAAAUGCGUGGCUGGAAUCUCAGCUCUACAUUAUCAACCCCCAACGAUGCGGAUCCUUUUGCAGGACAGCGCAUCGAUCGGCGCCAUCUUCACGAAAUCCGAGAACUCGCUACAAGAAAGUAUAGUUGAAGUCUAUUUUCUAUGUAUGUCAUCUCAUGCCCACUCAUGGUUUCCCUUACAUUCAUUUUGGUUUGUCUUUGUACAUACUCUCAUCUCGCAUUACAAUAUUGUAGGUUUGACUACUGCUGCGUUUUCGUUCGUGUAGGCCAUCAAUAUGUAGCUCUCUGCAAUCAACAACGGAAUUAUGCAUGAUUAGUCAGCAAGCAUCCAUGUCUCCUCUGACCGUCGCGUACGCGCUCAACCCACCUCAAACACUAGUGGUUCCCGUCUCCCUAUCCACAUCAAAGACCCAUACCUACGAGGUGGCAGGCACAGAGUACUACGCGUCCCUUCGCUCUGCUAUCGCGUGCGCUCGCGAAGAAAUCGGGGCGGAGCUCACUGCCUGGCGAGAUCUGGUCGGCAAAAGCGAGGAAUCUAAAGAGAGAUCGAAGAAGACCAGGAUAACUAAAGACGAGGAAGAGAUGGAAGACGAUGACGAGGAGGGCGUAUAGACAACCAUAGGCUCUUAUUGGAGUGUGUGUAAACUAAUCUAAUUGCUACGCGUCGCCUUGCCCCGAGGCCGUUCUUUG
Mycena citricolor is the source of this 3267-nucleotide messenger RNA. NCBI's taxonomy places the organism in Eukaryota, Fungi, Basidiomycota, Agaricomycetes, Agaricales, Mycenaceae. The record is from the annotation of a GenBank genome assembly.